UCCGUUCGUCUUCUCUGUGAAAAUUUGUCUGCAGCCUGCAAAAUUUUAUGUGUAAAAAGUUUUAAUUACUGCAGAAAAACUGAAGAAAUAUUGUUAAUAUUGUUGCAAGGAGCUUAUUUAUAAUAAGGACAAUGUCCAAAGAAGAAGGAAAAACUGAAGUGAUGGAAGCUAAUGAUAAUUCGAAUGAAACCACUUCGGAGGCCACCACUUCGUCUGCUGAAAAGGAAGUGGAUUUCGACAACAAAAUUGAAACUGAUCGUGGGAAACGUUUCGAUUUUUUGCUUAAGCAAACUGAAAUUUUUACACAUUUCAUGACAAACAGCUCGAAAAGCCCCACAAAGCCUAAAGGUCGACCGAAAAAGAACAAAGAUAAGGAAAAGGAGAAAGAUGGCAAUGCAGACCAUCGCCACCGUAAAACAGAGCAGGAAGAAGACGAGGAACUAUUGGCUGAGGACACACAGUCGAAAGAGCUUUUCCGCUUUGAGAGCUCACCUAGCUACAUUAAAAACGGCGAAAUGCGUGACUAUCAAGUGCGAGGUUUGAACUGGAUGAUAUCUCUGUACGAAAACGGCAUUAAUGGAAUAUUGGCUGAUGAGAUGGGUUUGGGCAAGACUUUACAAACGAUUUCGUUGCUUGGCUAUCUCAAGCAUUUUAAAAAUCAGGCUGGACCACAUAUUGUUGUUGUACCCAAAUCCACAUUACAAAACUGGGUUAACGAAUUCAAAAAAUGGUGUCCUUCACUGCGCGCUGUCUGCUUGAUUGGAGAUCAAGAUGCGCGUAAUACAUUCAUACGCGAUAUUUUAUUGCCAGGCGAAUGGGAUGUUUGCGUCACAUCGUACGAAAUGUGCAUACGCGAAAAGUCAGUUUUUAAGAAAUUUAAUUGGCGCUAUAUGGUGAUAGAUGAAGCGCAUCGUAUCAAAAAUGAGAAGUCCAAGCUCUCAGAAAUUUUACGCGAGUUUAAGACAGCUAAUCGUCUACUAAUCACUGGUACACCAUUGCAGAAUAAUUUGCAUGAAUUGUGGGCUUUGCUUAAUUUCUUGUUGCCGGACGUUUUUAACUCAUCGGAAGAUUUCGAUGAAUGGUUCAAUACGAACACCUGUCUGGGUGAUGAUGCACUUAUAACACGUUUACAUGCAGUAUUGAAACCAUUUCUGUUACGUCGCCUCAAAGCGGAGGUGGAACGUCGUCUUAAGCCUAAGAAGGAAAUUAAAAUAUUUGUUGGUCUUUCGAAAAUGCAACGCGAAUGGUACACAAAAGUUCUAAUGAAAGAUAUUGAUGUUGUGAAUGGUGCGGGUAAACUGGAGAAAAUGCGUCUACAAAAUAUUUUAAUGCAACUCCGUAAAUGCACCAAUCAUCCGUAUCUGUUCGAUGGUGCCGAACCAGGUCCUCCAUAUACUACCGACACACAUUUAGUGUAUAACUCGGGCAAAAUGGUCAUAUUGGAUAAAUUACUGCCCAAGCUGCAAGCACAGGGUUCACGUGUACUUAUAUUUUCACAAAUGACACGCAUGUUGGAUAUACUCGAAGAUUAUUGCCUAUGGCGCAACUACCAGUAUUGUCGCUUGGACGGUCAAACACCACACGAAGAUCGUAACCGACAGAUUCAGGAAUACAACGCGGACAACAGUUCGAAAUUUAUUUUCAUGCUUUCCACACGUGCUGGUGGUUUGGGUAUUAAUUUAGCCACUGCGGAUGUCGUUAUCAUUUAUGACUCCGAUUGGAAUCCACAAAUGGACUUGCAGGCAAUGGAUCGCGCUCAUCGUAUCGGCCAGAAGAAGCAAGUCCGAGUUUUCCGUUUCAUCACCGAAAAUACGGUGGAAGAAAAGAUUGUGGAGCGCGCUGAAGUAAAAUUACGUCUGGACAAAAUGGUCAUACAACAAGGGCGCCUGGUCGAUAAUCGAUCUGCACAAUUGAAUAAAGAUGAAAUGUUAAAUAUCAUCCGAUUUGGGGCUAAUCAUGUGUUCGCCUCGAAGGACUCUGAACUCACUGAUGAAGACAUCGAUACUAUUUUGGAACGAGGUGAAGCAAAGACCGCUGAAGACAAGGCUAAGUUGGACCAAUUAGGUGAAAGCUCUUUGCGCACAUUUACCGUUGACACUGUGGGCGGCGAGGGAGGUUCGACGUCUGUGUAUCAGUUUGAGGGUGAAGAUUACCGUGAAAAACAGAAACUAAAUGCGCUAGGUAAUUGGAUCGAGCCACCUAAGCGUGAACGCAAAGCCAACUAUGCGGUCGAUGCAUAUUUCCGUGAGGCGUUGCGGGUCUCUGAACCCAAAGCACCUAAAGCGCCGCGUCCACCUAAACAACCUAUUGUACAAGAUUUCCAGUUCUUUCCGCCACGUCUCUUUGAGUUGCUCGAUCAGGAGAUAUACUAUUUCCGCAAAACAGUGGGCUAUAAAGUGCCGAAGAAUCCAGAACUAGGCUCGGAGGCAACUAAAAUGCAACGCGAGGAACAACGUAAGAUUGACGAAGCCGAACCACUGUCAGAAGAGGAGGUUGCUGAGAAAGAGUCGCUGCUGACACAGGGAUUCACUACAUGGACCAAACGUGAUUUCAAUCAAUUUAUCAAAGCCAACGAGAAAUAUGGACGUGACGAUAUUGAAAACAUUGCGAAAGAUGUAGAGGGCAAAACUCCUGAAGAGGUAAUAGAAUAUAAUGCAGUGUUUUGGGAGCGCUGUCAUGAACUGCAGGACAUCGAAAGAAUUAUGGGUCAAAUCGAACGCGGCGAAGCAAAGAUACAACGAAGACUGUCUAUCAAAAAGGCGCUAGAUCAGAAAAUGUCCCGUUAUCGCGCACCAUUCCACCAGUUACGUUUGCAAUAUGGAAACAAUAAGGGCAAAAAUUAUGUAGAACGUGAGGACCGCUUCCUUGUUUGUAUGCUACACAAGUUAGGCUUCGACAAGGAGAAUGUAUACGAGGAGUUACGGGAUGCUAUACGUUCGUCGCCAGAAUUUCGUUUCGAUUGGUUUAUUAAAUCUCGUACGGCACUGGAAUUACAACGUCGUUGCAACACACUUAUAACACUAAUCGAGCGCGAGAAUCUUGAACUCGAAGAAAAGGAACGGCAAGAGAAAAAGAAGAAAGCCGCUAAGAACUCAACCGGCGCGAGUUCAACAAGUGCACCACCGGCAAAGGCGAACCAGAAGCGCAAAUCCGAGACAGUUCCCGUUGAAAAGAAUUCAAAAAAGAAGAAAAAGUAAAUUUUAUGUGUAAGAAAUCCCACAUCAACUUAAGUAAACAAAAAAACUAACAGUUGUAACAGUCAUAAAUAACUUUGAUGUAAUCCACAAACUUGAUAAAAACUGUAAACCAACUCUA
Anastrepha obliqua is the source of this 3315-nucleotide messenger RNA. It is a transcript of the gene Iswi, whose product is annotated as chromatin-remodeling complex ATPase chain Iswi. The record is from RefSeq and is a predicted model, not a curated record. Gene Ontology annotation, biological process: regulation of transcription by RNA polymerase II; nucleosome organization. The transcript has 7 exons. NCBI's taxonomy places the organism in Eukaryota, Metazoa, Arthropoda, Insecta, Diptera, Tephritidae. Bases 132 to 3197 code for a protein of 1021 amino acids. Gene Ontology annotation, molecular function: histone binding; nucleosome binding; ATP-dependent chromatin remodeler activity. Gene Ontology annotation, cellular component: nucleus; chromatin.